Molecule: messenger RNA, 22746 nt
Organism: Aedes albopictus (Asian tiger mosquito)
Lineage: Eukaryota; Metazoa; Arthropoda; Insecta; Diptera; Culicidae
Product: allatostatin-A receptor
Exons: 9
Coding region: 633-1604 (323 amino acids)
Biological process (GO): G protein-coupled receptor signaling pathway
Cellular component (GO): plasma membrane
Molecular function (GO): G protein-coupled receptor activity
Source: RefSeq, a predicted model, not a curated record
GAAAAACUAGUGUCGAGACUCUCAUACCUUCAAAGUGGAUGAGUCAUUUUUUAUGCUUUUCUCUCGCUACAUGCGUUUAGUGAGAGAAUGCGUAGGAGUCGUUUCGUCUGGACCUAUGUGAAUUCCGAUCCAGAAGAUGAUAGCAACCGGAGCAGAUAUUUAUCGCUUCAAAAGCAUUCCAGCCCAUUCGAUAGCAUCAGUUCGGUCUCGGGUGUUGUGCCGCGUGGUCGGAAAAUUUAUGGCGAGCAGUUUUCGCGCUCAACUUUGUUCAGUGACUAACUUUAUCUUUUCUUUUUUUUCUUGGUAUCGUGGAAACUUUGUGGCUCAAGAAAUUCAACAACUGUUGCUCAUUUUACACAUUGCUGUUGUUCCGUCGUGUGAGAGUGUCGGUCGUCGAUGGUUGUGCCAGUGCGAUAAAGUGAAUGAGUGAGCGAGGCCAGUCAUGGUUGAAAAAUGCAAUAUGGAAAAUAACACGAGUGCAUACUAACAAUCGAGGAAUGCAAAUAAAUACCGCCGAGAGAGGACCAUAUGCUCUGGAUCAAAAUUGUUUGAGGUGCAAAUAGUGCUGCCUGUCGUCCCCAGUUGGUCGUGAGUUGCCAUAAGCGGAUGCCACCGGGAAAAGUCAGGCAAACAUGUUUGGAAAUACUACGUGGAACGAUACCUUCGGCUGGUACAACGAGUCCGGCUAUCAUGGGAACGUGACAAACAUUGAAAAAAUUGUAUCCAUGAUGGUGCCGGUGUUCUUCGGACUGAUAGGACUCGCCGGAUUAAUAGGAAAUGGCUUGGUCGUACUAGUUGUUGCCGCCAAUCCUAACAUGCGAUCAACUACAAAUUUAUUAAUAAUCAAUUUGGCGGCUGCCGACCUGUUAUUUGUGAUAUUUUGUGUACCAUUUACCGCGACUGAUUAUAUCCUACCAGAAUGGCCUUUCGGACUGAUGUGGUGCAAAUUUGUACAAUAUAUGAUAGUGGUUACUGCCCAUGCCAGCGCGUACACCUUAGUUCUUAUGUCCUUGGAUCGGUUUCUUGCUGUGGUCCAUCCAAUCACCAGUAUGUCGAUAAGAACCGAGAAAAAUGCUGUGAUAGCAAUAACCGUGGCUUGGUUCAUCAUUGUGACCACAGCAAUUCCAGUCGCCAUAUCUCACGGAGUGCUGCACUAUCCUAGCAGGGGAGGCGAUUAUACCGCUUGUCUCUUUCUUCACACCGAAGGAUACAGUUUGAUUGCAUUUCAUGUAUCGUUUUUCCUAUCGUCGUACGUCGUCCCACUGACGCUGAUAUCGAUGCUGUACGUCGGGAUGCUCGCCCGGUUAUGGAAAGGUGCACCGGGCGGCCGGGUAUCCGCUGAAUCAAGGAGAGGCAAAAAGCGCGUCACCCGAAUGGUGGUAGUGGUUGUGCUGGCGUUUGCAAUUUGUUGGUGUCCUAUUCAGAUCAUAUUGGUGCUGAAGUCCUUCGACGUGUACGAAGUCACACACGCCAGCAUCAUCAUACAAAUUGUGGCACACGUACUGGCGUACACGAACUCCUGCAUUAAUCCGGUGCUGUACGCAUUUCUGUCGGACAAUUUUCGGAAGGCAUUCCGCAAGUGUGGGAUCGGUGUGGAGUUGUAAUUGAUAAAGAUUAUUUUUCUCUGAUUUAUCUUUGUGCUGCACCGAUGCACGCCGAUGGACAACGAACGGACCGGAUCCGGAACAACAGGUGGUAUGGUGUGGAAAGCCUCCGUCGCUGUUGCCUCAGGGCGGUCCACAGACGAAAACCACCCGCACCGGCAACGGAACGUCCAAUGCGGAUGUUUUGUGAGUGGAAGUUGGCGCCGAUGGCGGCGGUACAAGCGGAGGUGAUAGCAAACUCGUUGAAAAGUACAUCGAAAUUACUAGUGCACUGAAAGGCGGCUUGCAGUAAUGACAAGCAUAAAAAUGUUUUUAAAUUUACCAUGGCAAAACAUGAUCAUCGACCCACCAACGCUUCUUGUGUGCGUUUUGUUUCUUCUCACAUCAACCGGUUCGAUAGCCGAGUGGUAGCGUGCGAGCCUGGUGAUGUCAAGGUUCUUGGUUCGAAUCCGGUUGCCAACAGAAACUUUUUUUAAUUGAAAAUCGAGUCCAUGGUAAAAUUAAAAACAAAAUUCUGUUGAAUUAAAAAGAAACUCAGUCUGCACAAAUUUAGUGGCGUUGUGUAUUUAAAUUGACCCUCAGAAUAGUAAUUUCAACCGCAAGCCUCCGUUCAGUGUGUGUAGGAUAACCACCUGCUUGGUGCAUUGUAAAUAACUAGAGCAUAAAUCAUCCAAGUCGUAGAUUAGAUAUAGGUACUGGGGUGGUUCGACAAAUCGUGUUUUACAUAUCUUAACAAGCUUCCAUGUCAUGCUUCAAUCAUUAAUACUAUACAAAAGUAUGUUUUGUAUAUUUGGGAGGAACCUAUAUGAAAAAAAAAUCAGUGUGAAUCAUUUAACUGAGCUGAGCGGGAGCUUGACUGACCCAGUAGAUGGUACUCCAGUAACGCCAGAACAGCUACAUUCACGAAAGGAAUCAAUGAGAUAGCUGCUUGGGACUGACAGGCAUCUUUAGUGUGUGAGUGUUCAUGUUCUGCUAUUUUUAGGUGGGAAUGGCGUCUGCUGCGUUAGAUUGCAGGAUAAUUUAGGGAAGGGUAUAGAAGUGAUGAUUUUAAUGGCUUGAGACAGAUCGCUCAGUCCUCUGCGUAUGCACAAGUUCAUGCUGGGAUGUCGGAGAUUUAGGGACAACUCCGGUCGCUGAAGUAUACAAAAGGCCUCCAGGUGCCAUAUCUGUUUUAAGUCAUCUAACAAACGAUGGUAUCUCUUCACCUUACCAGAGAACGUUGAUUUUACAUUUUGGACUAACGGUACAGCGAUUACGAUGAGGAUUAACAGUUCCCGAUCUGUUUCCAGAACACACUAGUAGGACCAUCGACCACAGUCUAAAGUUAUCACGCGUACUACCAACCUCCGCUGCCCGUCAGCCGACCUGAAACUACAACCAAACUGGCCGAAACGCCUGGACUGACAGCAAGCGUACCUAGCGAAUCUUAAGUUUUGACAUGAUCUCAUCGCCUAGCCUCGAUGGGUAACAACACCACCUAUCGGCCGUUGAAAAAAUAAAUGAAGUAAAAUGCAUACGGACAAACGCCGUUUAUCAUGUAAAAUGGCAAAGUUUGAGUUGAUGUAACUAUGAUUUGCUUUAAUGGAUUAUGCUUAAUUUUUGGCAAGGAACCACCAAUAUGUUGAAUUUUACGUAUAUGAAGUACACAAUGUUUACGUUCACAAGUCUGGGCGUGACAAGGCGAUCAAAAUGUGCAAAUGUGAUCGGACAGCGGUUCCUCUUUGAUUAACCUUCGCCGUGCAUUAGGGUAAAGAUAACCCAAAACGCGAUUUCAAGCAUUAAAGACUGGACUCGAAAAAAAUGAGACGCUCAAAAUAAUGUAUAACUUUCGAUUGCAUUCACAAAAAUAUUUGAUUUUUUAACCAGGAAUAGCAUGUUAUGUGUAGUUAAUGCCCUAAAAAUUUCAUCAAAAUCGGUUCAGUAUUGGCGCAAAUAUUGUCGAUAAAAUAAAACAUGAUUUUAGAAAUUUUGGGCUUCCAUUUUAAAAAUUGUUUAGUCUGAAAAUUUGACUGUUCAAGAAAGUUCUUCAAGAAAGUUAUAAUAAGUGGUGAAAAUUUCAUUAUAAUCGGUUCAGUACUUUUUUUUAACAAUUCACACAAAAACGGGGUUUUCAAAUUUUGGGCACUUUUUAACAUUUUGAAAUCAGUGUGCAUUAUUUUGACUGUAGAAUUGGCAACACUGUCCCGAUUUUUUUUUGAAACUUUUACAGAGUAAAAUCGUUGUGUUAAUCUGUUCUCAGUGAAAAUUUCAGCCAUUUUGAUUGAACAUUUUAAAAGUUAGAGCAUUUUGAAUUUCACUACACCAAAAACCACAUCUGCUUAUUGUGACAUAGUGCUACAUAUAUGGCUAUAACUUUUUAAAGGUCAAAUCAAAUUAAAUGAAAUUUUGACACAAUACAUCUACAUACAUACUUUUUGUACAUAAAAGUUUUCAUUGAAAUCGGUUCAGUAUUUUUGGCUCUACAGUUUUAGGUAAAAAAUGUGAGAUUUUUUAAAGUGUUUGUUUGGCCCAAGAUUCUCAAAUGGUAAAUCUCUUGUUUCGACGAUAUCUCCGCCAACACUCAACCGAUUUUGAUGAAAUUUUUAUGGUAUUAGCUACACAUCAGCUAUUUUUGUACACGCAAUCAAAAAUUACACAUUAUUCUUUGUGUCUCAUUUUUUCCGAGUCCAGUCUUUAAUAUCUUUUUUGUUUAUUAACUAAUCGUAAUGAAACUUCCUGCCUCUUAAUAUUUAGCAGAAACGAAGCAGUUGACGAUUUUGUUGUUUCUCAAGGUGAAACCAAAAUGGCAACACACAAAAAAGUUACGAAUAGAGCAUUGGGUUCAUUAUGACCCAAAAAUUCGAACUCUUAUAGAAUGAUGAAUUUUCUACCAAUUCAAAUGACCAACGUCUUGUUUGAAAGAUAAUUUCCUCAAAAAUGUAUUCAUAUGAUAAAACAAUAGUUCCGGGAACAUUGGCCACCGGGAAUCUGCUACAAAGGGCACCACGUCGGACAUGUUGGAUAGCAUUGUAUUUUGACAGUAGUUGUGGAAUAUCUCGCGUUCUGGACCAUUUAGAAGGAUACUAUCUUCGGCAAAGUUGCUCAGAACACUAAGAGCUUUUGCAUAGAGAACAAUUUAAUUCGAUAAUCGCCCACUGCAUUAAGUAUUUCAUUGGACAUUUCCUUUGGAAAAUUCCAUCUGUUAUUACUUUGGAAGUUCUAUUAGAUACUCUCUUACAAAUUGAAGGGAAUGGCCGGGAAAAAUAUCAUAGGACUAAGGAAUUUCCAAAAAUUAAAAUGAUUGCCAGAGAAGUUUCCAAAAAAAUAGCCGAAAAAUUUCCAAAGCUACAUUGCUUUCUACAAGAAAAACUUUAUUCUCCCGAGCAAGUUUGCCGAAGUCGGAUUUCUUGAAUGCGAGAACACUAGAGCCACGCAGUGAGUGAUUCUCGAACUAAAUUGUUUUAUGCGAAGGCGUAAAUUGUUUUCAGUCUUCUGAGAAACUUUGCCGAAGACAGUAUCCUUCUAAGUGGUCCAGAACGCGAGAUAUACGACGUUUAGACUAAACUAAAAGCUCACAAACAAAUCAGCGCCACCCAGUGAAUGAUUCUCGAAUUAAAUUGUUUUCUAUGUGACAGCUCUUAGUUUUCUGAGCAACUUUGCCGAAGACAGUAACCUUCUAAGUGGUCCAGAACGCGAGAUAUACGACCUUUGGACUAAACUGAAGGCUCCCAAGAACGCUAGCGCCACGCAGUGACUGUUACUUGAACUAGAUUAUUUUUUAUGCGAAAGCUUUUAGUCAUCUGACAAACUUUGCCGAAGACAGUAUCCCUCUAAGUGGUGCAGACGGCGAGAUAUUCCAUAACUACUGGCAAAAUAUAAAGCUAUCCGACAUGCCCGGCAUGGCGCCCUGUGUAGCGGAUUCCCGGUGGCCAAUGUUCCCAGAAUCGAUGUUUACCAAGAUAAUUUCGUCCAGAAUGUGUGAAUAUUCUGGACGAAAUUAUCUGUCAAAUAAGAUGUUGGUCAUUUGAAUUGGUGAAAAAAUUAUUAUUCUAUAAAAGUUUAGAUUUCUGGGUCAUAAUGACCCCAAUUCGUAACUUUUUAUUUAAAACCCGAAAAAUGUUAAUCAAUCGAAAGCUCGUCUUUACAUGCAAUAAUGGCGUCCACUUUACCUUGUUAUGUCUAAUUCUGCUUCCUUUGUGGGGGCUCUAACCAGGUAGUACCAACCCUGGGGAAUUCCUUCCUGUUAAGGACAUACAGACGUUCACUGCCCAGACAACACUAGUAGUUUCUACGUUCUGCCCUAACACCGUAGAUCUUCUUCUUCUUCUUUAUGGCUCUACGUCCCCACUGGGACUUGGCCUGCCUCGCUUCAACUUAGUGUUCUUUGAGCAUUUCCACAGUUAUUAAUUGAAGGGCCUGCCAUUGCAUGAAUUUGUAUAUUGUGAGGCAAGUACAAUGAUACAGAGAGACAAUUUUCCCGACCGGAACGGGAAUCGAACCCGCCGUCUCCCUUAACCCCUUAACCACUAGGCUAACUGGAGACCGUAGAUGUAGUGCUUGAAUGAAAUGUUGGUGAUUGGAUUCGCCGCUCGCAAUACGCGUUCUCCAGCUUUGAGUUAGCGAACCUUCUGAAUAGUUGCUGCAUUUAAGUCAACAUGCUGCCAUUCAUGAGCCAAGAUCCUAACAAGUGCGGCUUCAUUCAAAGCUCUCACGGUCCAAGAUCCGACUUUCCAUUCGUUGUACUUAAUUCGUUGGCUCUGAUCUGUUCCAGUUGAAUCAAUCUACCAGCUCUACUUUUGCUUUUCUUGGUAGUUAUAUCCCAAUAUUUUUGAAGUAUAAUAGGAAAUGGGCUUCGUUAAAAUUAUUGUUUAAUAUCGUUACCAGCACAAAUUCAAAAAAUAAAAAUCCUCGAAAGCUGGAUGGCAAACAACGGGUUAUAAAUACAAAACAAAGUUCACUAUAUUUUCCCAAGGAGUCGUUAAUAAACAGUAAUAAUGAGUAAAGCCAAAUGACCAAUGCUACCGUGUGCAGCAUAGUUUUCCCAUACCUAUUCUAUGGGAGUCCCUAUUAGCAUGAGACAACAACGUAUGUUGCACGUGGCAGAAUGUGCAACACGAUUUUUCGAGCCACCCCAACAGGUACGACUACCUAGUACAACAAAGCUGGUUUCCAAACGGAGGUACACACAAAGAGUGCUUCCCAUCGCAUGAAUUGGUAAUUUCUUAGAUCAGAUAGCUAUAGAUACAUAGCCACGUAAUGUAAGUAUGUGUUGUUCCCAUCAAUUAGGAAUAGAAGACCAGCAGGACAGAUUGAGAGCAUCGUGAGGUCUUCCUAGUAAAAGUGAUUGAAACCGACAAAUCAUCCGACAAGGAUGUUUAUUGUGUAUACAAAUCAUUGGGACAGAAACAGCUCUGGGUACACACAUGUCGGUGUAUUGAAUUUCCUCUCCGUUGAUUGCAUGUGGUCGACCACUCGAACAGGUGUGUCGUUUUGUCUAUAGACCGGGCGUACUGGUACUAUCCCUAUUGUAUAACGACUUUCGACACGUGCAACUCGUUCCAGGAAGACAUACAUAUACACUGAGCACUUGUGAUGGACUAUGAACAUUGUUUUUAAAAAAUAUUAUUUUUAUAUUACAGGAACAUAUACCAACUGAAGUUGAAACAUUCUUUGAUCAUCACCGGACUUUAUUCUUUGUACAGUGGUUAACAACAGCUUCUCAGAUAAAACCGCUGGCUCAGCUUGAUAAAAACGCAGCCCACGUGAAUGAAACUGAAUGUUGUAGAUAAACGCAUAGAGGCGCAAAAAUACGUGGAGAGUGAGGAAAACAUCAAUGAUUUACAUGUUACGUAGAGGCGUUGGAAAUUGAGACAUGGUAUUGGGGAAGGUAAAAAUUGAUUCGAUUCAAAUAGGAUAUGUAUAUCUUUAAAACAAUUAAGUUGCAGAGAAUAAUGAUGGCGUGUUUUUGGAAUAUAACUUUGUUUGAACUGUUAAAAAAAUCCUGUAAUUUGAAUUCAGUGACAAAUAAGCCACUGAAUACGAACCCCAAGAUAGUUAACAGAUUGAUGACUGAACAAAUGGGUAUAGUAAAACAUGGUUGUGUGGAUUUCAGGAUAGUAGGGAGGUUUCAAAAAAUCCCCAGUAUUAUGCCUGUCCAACCUUCUGAAACCACGGGUUAUAAGUCAGACUCCAUAACAAUUCGAAAAGAAACACGCUGCGUUAAGAGAUUCAAGUCCAGAUUUGGAUUAUAAUAUUAUCGAACUACCCAAAAUGUAAGGCCAUUCAUUGAAAAAAUAGUCGAAACGAAUAGACGAAGAUUCACAGACAAACAGACGUAUCGCUUUGAACAAGUUGCGAUAAAAAUCAUCGUCUCGAAAACAUGAUUGCAGUGCCAGUGCAAUUGAGCUAGCGUUAUUGGCUACAGUUUGUCCUAGAACGAAUAAUUGUGCAGUAGCAUCAUACUGUGGUAAGCAUAUUCCGAAAGCAAAGCAUCCAGUUGCUUGGGCAAACUCUCACAACAAAGCCGCAAUCCUGAUUUUUUUUUUAUUCAAGUGCGCCAUCUUGGAAACUCUGGUCACCAUUUUUGGACUUCGGACUUCUUCCCCAUAGAGAUAAGUGACAUUUCAACACACGAACACCAGCGUGAUUUUUUCCAUACACAACCGGGAUGAGAGUGCACAUAUUUUCCCCCAAGUUUCACAACUACAUCUACAAAAGAGACGCUCAUACAUUUGAACGUGAUUACUACUAUACCAGAUAUACACGGGAAAAUACAUUCCCCUCAUCAUGAAUAAAAAAUCAUAUUCUUAUGAUGUCUGCCAAGUCAUAAUAUCAGUUAUAAUUCAUAAUAUCAUGAACGAGUUUACCAGAAUCAUGAAUAGAAACAAGCAUUUUCAUAAAUUAUAUUCAUGGUCACUUCUUAACGUCUCACUUAUCUGCCAUAUGUAAUUAUACAGGGUGUUAGGUUCAGGCAGACAAUUAAACGUUCCAUAAUAAAUACAAAAUUUCCCAUAAAUAAUUCAAAAAGUCCCAGUGAAGAAACAGGGCUGUAAGCAGUAAUAAAUAACAAAAGUUCCAUAAACAAAUAAAAAAAUGCAUAAAUAAUUCAAAAGUUUCAAUAAAAAAUUGAUUUUUGAGCAAUUAAAAACGUCAAAAAUGCAAUGAAUAAAUCAACUGUUGCAAUAAAAAAAGCCAUUUUUCCCACCAAAUAACUUCGAAUUUUCCAUAAAUAAAUCCGAUUUUUCCAUAAUAAAUUAGAAAAUUCACAAUAAAAAAAUAUCGAAUAAGCAAUAAAAAAUUCAAAAAAUGCAAUAAAAAAUGACGAAAUUACCCAUGAAAAACUACUGCAGGAAAUUAUGAGACAGUGAAAUGCUGAAUCGCACUUAUAUGACUGAAACGACUGAAAAGCUUGCGUAACUAUGAUUGCAAUUUAUCGAGCAAUUGCUUGCUGUCCGAACUCGCUAUCGCUCGUCGGACCUAAAAAAGGGAUAACAUCUAUGUUUGCAUUACACCGGCACGGUGCCCCCACAGACCGUUAUUAUAAAAUAAAAAUGUCCAUCAAAACUAAGUUCAGGGAUCGAAUCCUGGUGCCAUUCUGCACCUCUGGGCAAAUUUUUAAAAUAAUCCCUAGGAGGAAUCUCGAGAAAUCUCGAUUUGAUGUUUUAUACUAAGAAAUUUCAAAGAAAUCCAUGUUUAGAUUCAACAAUAUCGCUUAAAUACCUACAAAAAAUGUCCCCAAAGUAUUCAAAGUUGUUUCAAACCAGUAUAUAUUUACCAACGCAACUUUUAUUAUACAUAUUUACUACUCACCCAACUCAAUUAACUGACUAAACUUACAUAAGUAUGUUUUUCCAAGCCAUGCAUCGGUUUUAACGUAAGCAUUAAAAAGCGAUUUUCCCUAUUGUUUUAUGAACAUAUUACAAAUCCCAGUGUUAUACAUUAAAAUUUUCCCUAAUUCUACAACAUGUUUACUAUAUUUCGAGGAACCAACCCUCCGAAGACCACAAAGGGAUCUUAGAUAUGUGGAAAAAGUUAUUGACUGAAAUCCGAAUACCGUCGUUGGGGGUGAGAAUGGGUCAAAAAAGGAUACUCAGAGAUUGUUUGUUAAAUAACAAAUGCAGUUGAAGUCAGAAUAACUUUUUAUCUGGUAUGUAUACUCUUCUAUAUGGUAAUGAUAGUUUAGCAAGAAAGUAUCACAUUAUAUUAAUUGUCUACUAAACUACAAAUGAUUGAAAAUUAACCCAAUCUCACCCCUUAGAGGGGGUGAGAAUGGGUCAAAGUAUUCGAAGUCGCCUAUCUAAGAAUACAAGUUAAUUUUAUUGAUCAUAUCUAGUAAACCUACUUAAAAUACGAUGUAACCAUGACGAAUAAAAACUUAGGUAAUUUUAAAAGAUGAUUAAUCCACCUAAAAGGGCUAAUACAAUCGAAAAAAUGGUUGAAACUUGAUAAAAUAAAGUUUGUAUGUUGUAUCGCCAUUUUUAGCCACCAUAAUCAUCCACAUUUAAUGUUCCAACCUCCAUGAGAGGAGGGGAGAUUACAAUGAGGGAGAGGCGCAUUAAAAGAUUUAUUGAAAAAAAAAAUGAUAUUUUUCGACGUUCGUUCGUCUUUCGAAAUUUUGUCAUGUUACCGGUUUUAUGGCUCCGUAUUUCCUGGAUGCCACAACCGUCUGGUAGUUUCACGAUAUUUCCUUAAAAUUUAAAAAAUGAGUGGAGAAGAAAAACGCUAUCAAGUAUAUUUUGUGAGCUUACGAUAUUGCAGUACACUAAAAAUUAGCUGAUGAUCUUCUUCUUCUUCUUCUUCUUCUUCUUCUUGGCGUAACGUCCUCACUGGGACAAAGCCUGCUCUCAGCUUAGUGUUCUAUGAGCACUUCCACAGUUAUUAACUGAGAGCUUCCUCUGCCAAUGACCAUUUUGCAUGUGUAUAUCGUGUGGCAGGCACGAAGAUACUCUAUGCCCAAGGAAGUCAAGGAAAUUUCCUUUACGAAAAGAUCCUGGACCGACCGGGAAUCGAACCCGUCACCCUCAGCAUGGUCAUGCUGUAUACCCGUGCGUUUACCGCCUCGGCUGUAUGGGCCUUAGCUGAUGAUCAUAGGAGCUGUCAAAACGCAUGGGUUUAUUGUUAUAAAUGAUUUUAGGCACUAAACGUAUGAACACACUCGUUUGGCACUUCUUCGACAUAUAUUCUAAAAAAGCGUGCUUUUAUGAAGAUACGGUAAACAUGGCACCACUCUAACGUCAAAUGGGGACUGGAUAACAAGUUGAAUUUUUAGUUAAGGUUAUGUGCACUCGAUAACUUGCUUGGCCCAAUCUCACUCCCAUUCUUAAUAUUUAGACAUAGGGUCGAAAAUAUUGAAAUUUUAAUAAAAAGUGCAUUGACAGUCCGCUUUUUUUCGUUGCAUCAACCAGGUAAUACCUACAGCUAACCACUUUUAAGAAAAUUUAUGGUUAGGUACUUGUGUGAAACAUUACGAAGGAGAAUUUUUUUCAGAGUGAUUUACUAGUAGUUUCGUCAUAUUAGUUUAGCCACAAAUUUAACAAAAAAAACGAUUAUUGCUAAACAUCUUAUUCUGCAUCAUGAUGUGUAAAAACAUCUUCUCUUUGAAAUAAUAUAAAGUUUUCAAUAUAAAUUAGCGAUAGUUGAUGAGCUAUUUCAAAUUUUAUGCUUCUCCGUUUUGACCCAAUCUCACCCCCCAGACCCAUUGUCACCCCCAUCGACGGUAGCACGGAAACGCUGUUUAACAUGUAAGGAAUAACAAUAAAUAAUCAAAUCUCGUCAUUUUAUCGAUCGGGUAAAGCUUCAUAACUUUUUUCCAUGAACUUCGAAUCGCUUUGAGGUCUUCGGAGGUCUAAUUCAUCGUGAAGUUUGCUACAGAAAUCAUUCAUCGAAUUAUUCUUAGGGACCAAGGGGUGACCUCAAGCGAUUUUUCAUUGAAGAAGUAAAUUUUCUCAUAAAAUCGUCUGAAAAACUAAGAAUAACGGGCGCAAAAAAAAUAGUUUUCCCGAUCGACCUGAUAUUUUGCACAGUUGAUAUGGGACCAAAAUGGAACUCAAAAAGUGUACAAGAACUAGACUUUUUGCAUUUUUUAUAUUUUCCCAUAUAAACCGUGUCCCAUUUUAUUACAUAUACGUCGUAGUUUCCUGCCCUUUCAAAAUUGGUGUACUAUUAGAUCUUUAUUUAACACAUAUUUCUCAGUAAAUUUUCAAGUGAUCAUGUGCAAGAAUAUGUAGCACUUUUCAUUCAAAAAAAAAAAAAAAUGUUCAAAGUUCUAGGCAAUGCAAAUCAAAGAUAAUCGUACACACCGUAGAUGCUACUCCGUAAUUGACCAGACCAAUUGAAGUUGCACAGAGAACCAAUGAAAGCAAGGCUUGGGACUAGCUAACCAUUCUCAAUGUGCACAAUUCGAGAGUUCAAUAAUUGAAAGUCAAUAACGGCGCUGGCCACGUCCUUACGGUCAUCGGAUCGAUUAUGUGUCAUACUCGCCCCAUAUAGGAGCGAUACAUUUACAGCAAAGAACAAUACAAUUACUAAACACUGAGCGCCCCUGUUCAAAAUGCUAAGCAAUAUCGAAAAAAGUAUAAAUUUGUUUUUGACUAUUGUGACUGAAAACGUUAUUAAUUUUAAGAAAACUGCCUUCAAAGACCUACUCCGGUUUUCUAACCCUAACGUUGGUAACCAAAAGCACACAUGACAAGCAACGUUUUUUGCACCUUUUUUUUCUGACUUUUGUGCACUGCCAAAUGUUUGGUAUGUCAGUUUAAUCAGUUAAUUGAUUUAGAUGAGUAGUAAAUAUGUAUAAUUGAAGUAACGUUAUUAAAUAAAUACGGGUUUGAAACAACUUUGAACACUUUAGGAAAAGUUUGUGUAGGUAUUUAAGCGAUAUUGUCCAAUCUGAACAUGGAUUUCUUCGAAAUUUCUUAGUAUAAAAUAUCAAAUCGAGAUUUCUCGAGAUUCCUCCUAGGGAUUAUUUUAAAAAUUUGCCCAGAGGUGCAGAAUGGCACCAGGAUUCGAUCCCUGAACUUAGUUUUGGUGGACAUUUUUAUUUUAUAAUAACGGUCUGUGGGGGCACCGUGACCGGGCAAAUUCUUGGAUCUGUGGUUUGCCUAGAACUGAAUCGAUGCAGUUACGGUGCAUCGGAUAUCGGAAACUUCGGCGGCCUUCUGCCGCCUCAGUUCCUCAAUCCUCUAUGCGGCUUCGCCGCAUGGUCUACUUCAUUUUUUGGCUCAAAAUGCAUUUACGUGUAUUGCUCAUUUUUCGACAUUUAUUGAUUAUUUAUAUUUUCGUUUAUUGCACUUUUUGAAUUAUUUAUUGCUUUAUCGAUAUUUUUUUAUUGUGAAUUUUCUAAUUUAUUAUGGAAAAAUCGGAUUUAUUUAUGGAAAAUUCGAAGUUAUUUGGUGGGAAAAAUGGCUUUUUUUAUUGCAACAGUUGAAUUAUUCAUUGCAUUUUUGACGUUUUUAAUUGCCCAAAAAUCAAUUAUUUAUGGAAACUUUUGAUUUAUUUAUGCAUUUUUUUAUUUGUUUAUGGAAAUUUUGUUAUUUAUCACUGCUUGCACCCCUGUUUCUUCACUGGGACUUUUGGAAUUAUUUAUUAAGAAUGAUGACUUUCUUAUGAGUCGUUUAUAUUUUAGCCGUUAGGUUCAUGAGUGCAAACUUUUUAAAGGGUGAUAGAGGACCAUAUAUGGCAAAAAAAAUUGUUCUACGCAUAUGGUCAAAUCUCAACCGUUACGUUUUGAUUAUUAUUGCCAUUUUAAAGUUAUAGCCAGUUAUAUAACUUUAAAAUGGUCAAACUUAUUACAGUUUUUUUACCCUUUUUCGAAAGAUUAUUGAAGUUUCUAUCAAAUUGGCAUCUUCGAAUCGAUUGGUUUAGUUAAAUAACUAAGUUUCUAGAGCAGGGGUUCUCAAACUUUUUCAGCUUGCGACCCACUUUUGAUUUUUGCAGUAUUUGGCGACCCACCAGCAUGUAUUUCCAUAACGUGUCAUUUUUUGAAAAUUUGGGCUGCCUUUUUCAAUAAAUACAUAUGAUUGCUUUCAUAGGUUAACUUACGUCACGUAGUACUUAAUCUCACUAUUUUUAUGUUUUUUUUUUUCAUUUUAAAUGCUUUCUUUUUGUGUUUUUUUUUUUUUGGUAAUGUCAAAAUAAGUUAAGGUACCCAAGUAAUCAGUAUCAGUAAAUUCUAUGUGUCAACGAUUUGAGACAACCUUGCCUGUUUCUAAUAAAAAAAUAUUGGUCUGGCUGCAUGCACAACUACAGAACACCACAGAUUUUAGUUGUUGAAAAUAUAGGGGCUAUUACCUAUAUGCAUUAGUGUGGGUCAUCGGAAGCGUUUUCUCAGAUCAAAGCUUUUUUGUUUCCGUUUCGGGUCCUGAGUAUCUGUGCAAAAUUUGAGCACGAUCGGUUGCGUAUACACUUUGCGCAAUGCAAUUGAAAUUUGUAUGGGAUUUUGUAUGGGAAAACAUACUUUUUUGCAUUUUGGCCAUAAGUUGAAAAAUUUUGUCUGAAACUUUUUAACCGAUACUGUAAAAUGAUAGCCUAGGAUGUUCUGAAGAACUUUGUUGAAGACCGCAAAGCGAUCCGAUGCUUGUGAAAAUAGUUAUAACCAACGAACCUCAUGCAUGUGUUUAUGUUUUAACAUGUAAAGGAAUAACAAUAGCAACAAAAUCAUGAUGUUUCGCCAAGCAAUGCCAACGCUAUAACUUUUUUCAUAAGCAUCAGAUCACCUCGCGGUCUUCGACAAAGUUUUUCAGAACACCCUAGGCUAUGUUUUAACUUUAACGGUUACACGGUUUCAGAAAAAUUCGAGCUUGUUAUGAGAGAAAUACAAAAAAGUGUGUUUUCCCAUGUAAAACCCCAUACAAACUUCAAACGCGAUGCGCAAAACGUAGACAUAACCGAUCGUGCCAAAAUUUUGCACACUAAUUUGGGUCCUGAAAUGGAAUCAAAAAAGCUUUGAUCUGAUGGGAUACCAUUGAAUUUUUCACUUUUCCAUAUAAACGAUGACCCACUCUAAUAUGCAUCUGCAGCACUUAAAAAAAAUCCUUCAAAAAAUACGAAAAUUGUUCGAUUUUUUUUUUAGUUUUCACGUGAUUUUUUUUGAAUACAUCAAAAAGAUCGGCAAGUGGGUAAACAUCAUGCAGAGAUUUUAGAAUAAUAGUUCUGCUGGAUGGUUUGAUAAGUUCUGAUUUCUGUAAAAGUUCAGAUUAUCGAAAUUCAACAGAAUUUUAUCGAAGUUAAGCUGUGCCAAAGUUCGAUUAAAAUAAACAGAUAAUUUGAUAAAGAUCACCAAACGUUCGUUGUUCUCCUGUCGAAAUUUGUCUUUUUUUGUUGAUUUUAUGGUAUUUUUUUCUGAUAUUCUAACUACUGGGCUUAGCUGAAAAUCUUAUUGAAAAUUCUAACUGCAAGCAACAACUUGAACUUAUUUUUUCCAGAACACAAGGAAAAUCUAUUUUGUUCAGAAUCUCAAACCUUUUGAUUGAAAACACAAAGCUUAAGAAACAAUUUCAGAAUCCAGAGAGUAGUUUUAAUAUUCAAUUUAAUCUAAAACCUAAAUUCUAGAAAUAAUUUUGUCGAUUCUUUAAGAGAGUGUUUGUACAUUAGAAAAUGGAUGACAAUACCAUUUGACAUAAAAUAAUCAGGACAAUCAUUACUAUAUUGCCAAAGUCUUCGCGACCCACCAAAAAUCAGCCCGCGACUGUUCCACUCUACAAUUCGUUGCCGCCAAACUUCUAGCUCUUAUCGUUUUCUUGCAAUUUUGAUUUAAAUGUGCGGCACAGUGCGCAAAAAAGUGCUUACCAUGACAGUUGCAAAUUUAUGAUCUGAAAUGCGAUGUUUAAAUCAAAAUUGCAAGAAAACGAUAAGAGAUAGAAGUUUGAUGUCAAAGAAUGAAUUGUAGAGUGAAAUAGGGGUCACAACUUUACCUAAGAAAUAAUUUUAAUUUAUUACGUAUUUUUCAAACAUAAUUGACAAAAACAAAUUAAAACACACUACUUUUGAGCUAUUUGCUCAAGAAAACUUAGUUAUUCAACUAAACCAAUCGGUUCGAGGUGCCAUUUGAUAGGAAAUUCAAUAAUCUUUCAAAUAAGGGUCAAAAAACUUUAACAAGUUUGACCAUUUGCAAGUUAUAGCCAGUUAAGCCAAUAAGAGUCAAAAUCAUGGGAAGUUCAAUAACUACGUAACGGUUGAGAUUUGACCAUAUGUGUAGAACAAUUUUUUUUUCACCAUUUAUGGUCCUCUAUCAUCCUUUAAAAAUUUUGCACUCAGAAACCUAACACCCUGUAUAAUUCGUCCAGCAUAAACAUGUGAAAAAAUGAACAGGCGCCAUUUUGAAUUUUAAGCCGGCAUCUUGGAAUUUCUGGUCUCCAGUGCCAAUUUCCACACAAAAUUCAUCAACCACGCUAAAGGUUACAAAAAUCGCCGCAGUUCGAUGUGUCGCAUGAUGGGGCUUGGUUAAGUUUUAUAUACGGCCAGUUCUACCGGUCCUGGUCCGGCCAUCACUGAAAUGGCCAUAACUCCGAAACGCCUUGACCGAUCCGGACCAUUUUGUAUAGCAAACAAUGCAAACAAAGCAACAAAUUCCGAUUCGGUUUGAGCUAAAAUCCGUAAAAUCUGUCGAUGGGAAGUGCCUUAAAAGUGAGUGAACUUAUUUUGCGCACAUACAUACACACAUACAGACAUAAUCUCAAUUCGUCGAACUGAGUUGAUUGGUAUGUAUAUAUGCGACUUGAUCCUCCGAACAUUUUUUUCGAAAAAUCCUUUUUUGAGUGAACAUAUAGCGUUUCCAGUACAAUUAUGGUACGAGAAAGGCAAAACCAUAAAAAAUGUACUAAAAACCUUUGGCCUUGAGCCUUCUUUAUCCUUUUAUUUUCCUUCGAUGUAUGUUAUGUAUUUUCUAAUUGGUAUCGAUCGCCUACGAUCGUUAACACAACUGUAAAUGAUUUCCAGCUAUAUACCUCCAGUAAGAGCCAAAGUAAAUUAUCGAACAUGCAUAAAGAGUAGAAUGUUUUGAUCCCUCGAGGGAACUGCACCGAGUCCUCAUUAUUUUACCGGCAAAGCUUGUUAUCAUAUGGCGACCGUGACAGAGAGUUUUGAGUUAAAGAGUAAGGUUGCAAAAAAAAACAACAGCACUCGACGAGUGGGUUUUGUCUUUCCACCGUAGCGCUUUUGAUGUUAAAGCUUUAUAUCCGUACGAAAAGAUAUGAAGAGUGAUUCAUCACUCACUCAGGUUGAAUGGGCGAGGUUCAACAAUAUUGUUUUCCCCUGUCAUUAUAUGUAACUCAAAAAACAAAGCCUAUCACGCACUUAUUAUUUUAUAUACAACCGUUAUUUUCAAAAUGCUCAAACGGGAGAAUGUUGUGCCGUAGAGGGAUUGGAAACAGAUAGUAUAUUUUUUGCUCUUUUUAAAUUCCUACUUAUCACUCGACUGCAUUCUCUGUCGAUUGAUACCAUGUUUCAAUGAACUUUGUUGAUUUUUGGCCACGAAACGUAAACAGAGCCUUUCUCGCAUGGGACGAAAUAAAUUAAAUCCUUCCCACUAUUACAACCCCUUUACUAUGGCCCAUUUCAUAAGCCCAAAAGAAAGCGUUGUCCUGCUAGAAGUUUUAUUGGACACAACGAUCCAGUUUUCAUCUCAUGGUACCGCAGUGUGUCCUUCAGGCGAAAGUUCAAAGUUUUGUUGCGAUUUUUCUGAACUAUGUGCAUACGAGCUGAAGUUUCUUCCUUAUAAACCACAAAACCAAUUCACAUCCUUAUUUUAUGGCUGGUCAACAAGUUUGAUUAGUUACAGACCCAUAAAAAUCUGCGUUUCUUAAUUGGGACUUUAUGCAAAUGGUACAUGGCGAUACGACUGGGGUGUGUCGUACCGUACCGUACAAAGGAAAACCCCCAAUCUGUCGUUAUAUUUGAUGAUAUUAAUGAGCUGUCGCCAAGCGAUUCUGAGGCUCGUAGUAUGAUACCCUUUUGAAUAUUUUCACAAUGGCAUCGAGAAAAGCAGUCAUAUCAAAUGAAGCGCAAAAUCUUUUAUUUGUUGGUACGUCUAGCCUGGCGUCGAAAUAAUUGACGGCCAACUUUUCAUGAUUUUUAAUUGUUCAUUUCUUUUCAACAUUGAUUGGAGCUGUCACUGCGGUGCUCGAGUUACUUAACAUAAUAUUCUAAGUAUAUUGUAGAUGCUUUAUUGUCUCUGAAUGGUAAUGGAGUUAUUUCGCGAAGUAAAUAAAUAGACCGGAUUUACUGGUACCGUAAAAUGGGGUAACUUUGACAGUUUUUUAGCGAAUUUUCUUAAUAUUUUUCCACGUAACAGUAUUUUCCAUACUUUUAUAUUUUUAAAACACGUACUGGGGUAUCAGUUAUCAAUUGCAAUUGAAAGAUUUGAUGAUUUUAAAUAUUUUGGGUGACUUUGAGUUUUCCAUAUGAGCGAAAAUAAGAUUUUCAUUUUGGGGUAACUUUGAUAGUGGCCUGAAAAACACAUCAAAUCUUAAAAAAAACAAUCACAGAUUGAAAUCUUGGGAAUAUGAACAUGAUGAGAGAAGCCUUGUGGAAAAUAUCAGAGAUUUUUUAUAUCAAAACAUUGAUUUUUACUGAAUUUUACAUAUAAAAAUGAGUUUGUGAAGUACUGAGUGAAAAACACAGUGAAUUUAGCUGCCAAAAAUCAUUAUCUAUGUAAAAACAUAUGUUUAACGUUACAUCAACAUAUGUUUGCAUGCUAUUCAUGAUGAGUUUUCUUAUUUUUUUGGGUAUUUUUUAAUGUUCUUCUAAUAAAUUUUGAAUAACAUAGAUUUAUCUACAUGAAAUUACAAUGGUAUUGCAUACUUUUAGGCGUUUAUUGGUGCAUGGAGAUUUAUGUUUCAAUUUACAAAAUUGAGUCCAGUUUGUAAAAACGCACUUCGUUAAGAGAUUCAAGGCCAGAUUUGGAAUCUACUAUGAUGGAUCUACCGAGAAUAAGAGGCAAUUCAUGGAAAAAAAUGUUGAAACAGAGCUGAACAGCAGAUUGUUUGAAGGGUUUGACAAAUGACAAAAAUAUCAUCAAUUUUUAUUUUUAGCCCAAAAAGUUAAAUAUAAACUCGGUUUUAAUGAAAAUUCGUUUAAGAUGGACUUUCAUAUGUAUAGUUUUGAUCUACGUUUGCCUUUUUCUUAACUGGUUAAAGGAAUCGUAGUUAUAAGGUAAUCUGUACCAUGCCUGUCGCACUAUCAAAGUUACCCGCAUUAUCAAAGAUAUCCCAUUUUACGGUACACUGAGCCUAUAUGAACAAGGAAGCUUCUAACUGUUGUAAUCACAGUUUUUAAAAGGUUUUUAAGAGAAUCUGCUACUUUACACCUGAGAGCAAAUCAGUUUCAAAGUUUAAUCUAAUCGGUGUAUAUUGAUUGAGUAAAGGCUUUCAACCAUCUCAAUCUCAACCAAUUGUGAGGAGCCCUUGGACCCAACAGUUAUAAAAAAAAACAGAACAUUCUUAAAGCAGAAGUGUUGCCCUCCCCUUUUCACUUGAUCAAAUAAAUAAAACUCUUCUCAUUAGUAAAAUGCAUUCCAUGAACCACACUCUCCAACUUCAACUGACGUCUGUUCUGUGUCAAAGCCCCAGAUUAACAUUUGAAAGUAAGCACCCAAUUAUGCGAGUCUUCCCACUCAGCCGACGUUUGAUUAAUAAUAGCUCGGAUUCUGGGUGCUUUUGGUUCGAACACGGCAAUCCCACCAGCCAGCGGGUUUUCACACGACGACGUAACGUUCUGUACAUUAUUGCUCGAAUGGAGCACAUUUCGCGACAGGUGGCGGAAGAAGCCAGAGAAACACAAGCAAGCAGGCAGGUUAGACAAGCUGUUGCUCGCGCUUUCCGCCUGCAUGUACAAAUACUGAUGCUCAUGAUUGUAUGGACAUCUAUUUGAAUAAAAUAAACUGGAAUCUAAACAAUACUUCCUACUCUAAGAAAGGGAUACUAAUUUGAAAUUGUACUAUAUUAUUAGAUCAUCAAUUUGUAUGUGCCUUCCAGGCACCACCAAUCCGACCUUUGCUGCUUCACGUUUCAGGUGGGUGUACAGUUCUGCCUUCCAGGGAGAUGUUGAAUAGAAGGCAGGAGAGUCCAUCACCUUGUCGCAGUCCCCUUCGAGAUUCGAAAGAAUCGAAUAGUUUACAGUUUACCCGAAAUCCUUACGCUGUUUGCACACCGUCCAUCGGUGCUCUUGCUCUUAUCAGGCUGGUAUGCUUGCUGGGAAAGCUGUUCUCGUCCAUGAUUUUCCACAGCUCUGUGCGGUCGAUACUGUCGUAUGCCGUCUUGAAGUCGAUGCACAGGUGGUGCGUUGAGACAUGGUAUUCACGGCAUUUCUAGAGGAUGGCAAUACGGUGAAGGUCUGGUCCGUUGUCGACUGGCCGUCGAUGAACCCCACGAACUCAUUUACUUUAGGUGAAAGACGACAGAAGAUGGUCUGGGAUAGCACUUUGUAGGCGGCAUUCAAAAUGGUGAUAGCUCGAAAAUUGUCACACUUGCCGCCUUUCUUGUGGAUGGGACAGAUUAUCUCAUCCUUCCACUCCUCCGGUAGCUGUUCGGCUUCCCAGAUCUUGACUACUAACCGGUGCAGACAGGUGGCCAACUUUUCUGGGCCCUGCUGCGAUAUCGUCCUUACCAGCCGCUUUAUUAUUUUUGAGCUGUAUGGAUGGCAUCCUUUAUUUCCCUCAGCGUGGGAAUUGGUUCGUUCCCGUCCUCUGCUGUGCCAACAUAGUCAUUUCCUCCACUGCCUCAAUCCCCCGUGCAUACAUUCUCUUCGUCAUUUAGGUGAUCGUCAAAGUGCUGCUUCCACCUUUCGAUCACCUUACGUUUGUUCAUCAGGAGGCUCCCGUCCUCCUUUGCGGGAUGCGUUGAGCUUCUGGUAGAAUUUAUGUGUUUCUUGUGAACGGCACAGCGGUUCCAUUUCAUCGCCCUCCGCUUCCUCCAGGCGGCGCUUUUUCCCCCGGAAGAGGCGGGCCUGCUGCUUCCGCUUCUGUUUGUAUCGCUCCAUAUUGUGUCAGGUUCCGUGCUGCAGCAUUACCACCCGCGCUGCGUCAUUCUCCUCCAAAACCGCUCUGCACUCCUCGUCGAACCAAUGGUUCCGUUCUACGUACCCGUUAGUGCUCUCGGCUACGUUGCUGAUGGUUGCUUUGACUGUACUCCAGCAGUCCUCUAGAGAGGCCACAUUGAGCACACCCUCGACCGGCAACGCUGCCUCAACAUUCUGCGCAUAAGCGGUUGCGACGUCUGAUUGCUUCAGUCGCUCUGGACCGUAUCGGGGCGGCCGCCGAUACUGCACAUUAUUAAUUAGCUCUGUUUAACCAUCACCAGAUAGUGAGCAUAGUCGAUGUUAGCGCCACGAUAGGUCCGGACGUCGAAAAUGUGGGAGAUGUGUCCCACAUCCCGUUUGUUGUGGUGAUCUCCAGGUGUAACGAUAGGGGAGGCUGUGCUAGAAUAAGGUGCUACGAAUGGCGAUGCUCUUGGAGGCGGCGAAAUCUAUGAGGUGUAGGCCAUCUUCGUUCGUCAGUUAGUGAGCGCUGAACUGUCCAAUCGUCGGUCUGAAUUCCUCCUCCUGGCCUACCCAUUAAGGUCUCCUAUGAUAAUCUUGACGUCAUGGCUUGGGCAGCGAUUGUAUUCGCGUUCGAGCUGCGUGUCAUCAUCAGUGCUUCCGGAAUGAGAAUUGUGCACGUUUAUUAUGAUUAUGUUCAAUCGGCCCUUGAUCCUCAACUUUCACAUUCUUUCGUCGAUCGGCCACCAACUGAUUACACGACUCUGCAUGUCGCCCAUCACCAUAAAAGAUCUUUCAAGCUCACGUGUGUUGCCGCAACUCUGGUAGAUGGUAUGAUUACGUUCACCUUAUAGAUCCUGUCCAACACACCUCCUGCGGCGCUACCAUUCCGAACUCAGGGUCCUUCAGUAAAUCGGAGAGUAUGCGGGUGCCCCCGAUGAAGUUGAGAGAUAUGCAGUUCCACGUACCGAGCUUCCAAUCGCAAGUCCCCUUUCGUCGCUCGUCGCCAUUGGUAUCGGUUCGCAUUCUUCUCUUGAUGAUUUUUAGGUGCUUGUCUUUUUACGGCUGGCUUACCAACCUACUAACUGGGCUUACCUUCCCGGAAGCUACGUGUUGUGCAUUAGCAUUUAUUCCAACUAAAGUGCUAAACCCAAGUAACAAUUUUAAUUCUAUUUGGUUUUAUUUGUUUUUAUGAUAGUUUUAUCCUAACAUUGCAUAUUCUAGUUGAUCUUAUCGGAGUUUCAGUUGAGCACAACUAUUCUUCGUCAAUAUGUGGUUUUAAAAACACCUCCAAGAAUACUUGAGGUUCAGUUCAUAAAACCAUAAACACAACAAGAACUGUUGAACUUAUUUUCAGUUUUAUAAGGUUCUAGUAGUUAUCUUCAAUCAUCCGUUCUUGAUCAAUAGCAACUGUUCUCGCAUAAGAACAGUUUGGUACAUGAAAAACACAAGAUGUUGCGACGCGGUGAUAGGUUUGAGAACAACAUUGAACAGGCCUAGUAUAGAAAGAGGGAAAGUAAACAGAGAUCAGUUGCAGGAUUGAUAUAAAACGAAGGGUAGCGCCAUUGCGAUAGGUUCAACCGAAAACUAGUGAAAUAGUGCGAGAUAGUUGUGUCUGUUUAUUGAGAUUACUAGUCGGGAAUUACAGUGAGCAGAGGAAGUGCAAAAGUCUAUUGGGUAAGCAUUUAAAGUGAAGUGAAAGAUAAAGAUGAAAUAAUGUAUCCCAAAACACUUUCCCAGCCGCGGUAAAUUGAUUGCCGAUUCGUACCAGCAGAAGCCUGUGAAGAGUAUAGGGGAGAAAGGUCAACACUGGUACACUGUGAGUUGAAUCAGAAAGAUAAAACCAAAAAGAUAUUUACCUGAACAAUUAAUGUGAACAUCUACAUCUCUCCGGUCAGGUUAGGGUAAAGGCACCAAAUAUCGACUCGGGAUAAGUUGGCAUAGAAAUAGUGGGAAAGGAAACCACUUCUUGUGAGUAUUUAGUUUAAGUUAGUUUAGAAAUAUUAUAAUAAUUCGUUGAAUAAAUUUCAGUUUUAAGCGUUGCUGAAAACCAAUCGGCUGCUUUAAAAAUUGAAAUUUAUUCAACGAAUUAUUAUAAUAUUUCUAAACUAACUUAAACUAAAUACUCACAAGAAGUGGUUUCCUUUCCCACUAUUUCUUUGCCAGAUUUGUACGUGAACUAAUACUACAACUU